UCCGAUUGGGCUGAUGAAAUGGCCCAGCCCAAACUGAAAGAGUCCCAAAAGCACGCUUCCCGCCCUCAGUUCGAGUCUUUGGCGCGCCAUUACUUUCAAUCUUUCCUCAAAUUGAGGAUUCAGUGAUUCAGAUCUAUCUCUAUCUCUCUCCCGUCACAGCGAGCGAGAGAGAGAGAGAGAGAGGAGAAUCAGAUUCGGCAGCGGCAGCUAUGUUUGGGAGAGUAAGAGCCUCGUCCUGUCCGGCCGACAGCUUGGAGAGGCCGCCUUCCAAGAUUUUCAAGGACGAUUCUCUCUCCAUCUACGAGGCUACACUGAUGAAGCUUAAAUUGGGUUCAAAACGUAAUCUAAGUCCGUGCUCUAAUGAGGUAGAUGCUGGUUCUAAUUCAAGUUCUCCUGACUCGGAGCCAAUGAACAUAGAGGUGAACUGUGUUUCCUCGGGAACUUCAAGCUCUCCUGAUUUGGUUGCCAGCUCCCCACAGGAGGAGGUUGUCACAUUAGAUACAGAUUGUUCUUCAGAAACAAGUUCAAUAAGUUCGAGUGAUUGUAAUUCUGCGGGCACCUCAAAGCAGCCAAGGAGUACAGAGGUGUCUGUUCUCUACCUCUUUUCUAAAUUUAGGAGAGCUCACGAUGCAAUCAGCUCGUCCUCGGGGGAGGCAAUGACAAUUGAUAGCGUUGGUAUUUCUCCUAGUUCUAGUGGUUCUCGAUCUGUUAACAACACAGAACAACAGUCGGAACAGGAAUGCAUCAGCUAUUUACCUGCCACCGAGAUACAUAUGCUCUAAUUAAGUUUAUCACAUGGAGAUGUCUAAACAAGGUUGUGCAUUUGUGCCCACUUGGGAUUAAUCGUGCCUUUUAUGUUCAUUGGAAAAAUUACAAACAAAAACAAGAUGAUUGUGUAUCAUAGUUGGAGCAAUUUCUGUUGUAAUAUCAUAACCGCAGGUCCCCAGUUAUGAGGGAAUGCAUAAUGUAUGGGCUAACAUGCCAGCCAUUAUUUCA
Messenger RNA from Rosa rugosa (rugosa rose), 996 nucleotides. RefSeq lists its product as uncharacterized. The coding region runs from base 210 to 782 and encodes 190 amino acids. NCBI's taxonomy places the organism in Eukaryota, Viridiplantae, Streptophyta, Magnoliopsida, Rosales, Rosaceae. The transcript is spliced from 2 exons. The record is from RefSeq and is a predicted model, not a curated record.